AUCUACCCAUAUUCUCAAUUUAUACUCUCCCCACUCUCCAGGAACUUAUAACAUAGUCCCAUGCACUCUGCUUCUAACUUCUAACCUCUCUCUCUAAUGUCUCUCUCUCUAAUGUCUUUGACAAAUGAUCGACCUCAGAAAAGAGUGAAGACAAAAGGAGCAUGGACGGCCGAGGAGGAUCAUAAACUGGCUCACUGCAUUGAAAUUCAUGGUGCAAAGAGAUGGAAGGCUAUUGCAUUGAAAUCAGGCUGGUUUGAUUUUCCUGUUUCUUCAGGCUUGAAUCGAUGUGGGAAGAGCUGCAGGUUGAGAUGGCUGAAUUAUCUAAGACCAAACAUCAAGAGAGGCAACAUUACUGAUGAGGAAGAAGACCUGAUCGUUAGGCUUCAUAAAUUAUUAGGGAACAGGUGGGCUUUGAUUGCGGGAAGGAUUCCAGGACGAACCGACAACGAAAUCAAGAACUAUUGGAAUUCUCAUUUGAGCAAAAAGAUGAGUGAGGAUAAAGCACCUUUAACUUCAGGUGCAGACGAGACGAUGUCCAGGAACUCCUGGGAGCACAUUGCCUUGUCCGUUGAGGACGGCGCCAAAGAAGUAAGGAACUCGGAGAUUAACUUCAAUGUGGACGAGUUCUUCAGCUUCCCCACAGAAGGUUCCAACCAUUUGGAGUGGGUGAACAAGUUCCUAGGACUCGAGGAUGAUCCAUGCUCACUGUGAAGAGGCGAACAUGAUGUAGAACAUGAAAGAUGUGUCACGCUUCAAAAAAUAGAAACUUAAGUAAACAAUAAUCAAUUUAAACAUUUAUAGUUGAAAUAAAAUUUGCUACUAUAUGUAUGCUGGAAGUCUGGUUUAUAUGACUGCAUUUGGUUUGUUCGCCACGCAA
Tripterygium wilfordii is the source of this 877-nucleotide messenger RNA. RefSeq names its product transcription factor MYB114-like. NCBI's taxonomy places the organism in Eukaryota, Viridiplantae, Streptophyta, Magnoliopsida, Celastrales, Celastraceae. The record is from RefSeq and is a predicted model, not a curated record. Bases 97 to 711 code for a protein of 204 amino acids. The transcript has 3 exons.